This is a messenger RNA of Drosophila bipectinata, 1224 nucleotides long. RefSeq names its product peritrophin-48. Gene Ontology annotation, molecular function: chitin binding. The record is from RefSeq and is a predicted model, not a curated record. Gene Ontology annotation, cellular component: extracellular region. NCBI's taxonomy places the organism in Eukaryota, Metazoa, Arthropoda, Insecta, Diptera, Drosophilidae.
AUCUUAUCUAUUUUUUGGAUGUGGUAAAUUAAUGUCAUCCAAAUUGGAAAAAUCUGCAACAUGUAUUUCUAUAAAAGGCGCACCUGGCCUCGCCAGAAAGUUAGUGUUACUAAAACUGUGGAGACUAUUUUCAAAAUGCGAGGUCUGUAUAUUUCAUGGCUUGUACACAGUCUGGUGCUGACUGUGAUGGUACACCUAAGCACCCAAACGGAGCACCUGAACUCCACCCUGGACAUUUGUCGCCUUUUCCCGGAUGGCACAAAGAUUCGAAAACCCGGCGGCUGUACCGAGUAUAUUGAGUGUAAAAACUAUGCACGGAGCACCGUAACCGCUUGUUCUGGAAAAACUCCCUACUUUAAGCUUAAAUCUCAAAGUUGCGAAAAUGCCUAUGAUGGUACUUACUGCGAUGCACCAUGCACCACAAAAACCCAGGGUUACAUUGGAGAUUCCAUCAAUUGCGCCAAUUGGCACUUGUGCGAAGGAAAGAAACCGAUGGCCACGGGAACCUGCCCCACUGGCCAGUACUUUGACAAGGUAACGAGUGCAUGUGUCUAUCCGAAGGACACCGUCUGCGUAGCCACCUAUGAGCUGUGCGAUGUUGCGCCUUUGAACGUGCUGUUCCGUGACGAGAACAACUGCAACAAAUACUUUAGCUGCGACAAGGACUUCAAACUGCAGACUCACACCUGUGAUGCUGGAAAGUACUUCAACGUGGCCACUAGCACCUGUGUCGCCAAGAAGGACGUCGUAUGCGAGAACCAUCCGGUGCCCGAUGACGUCUGUGGCACCAAGAAGUUGGCCUUCCGAAACAAGUUUGUCUCCGAUCAGUCCACUUGCAGAGGAUACUUCUACUGUCGGGAUCUGGGCUCCGGAAUACCGGAUACAAAUCCCGCUUUUCUCCAGUGCGGCGAGGAUUAUUUCUUUAACCAGGAGCGGCAGGCAUGCAUACCUCGAGAGGAUCAGAAGUGUUCCCAGGAUCGCUGUGACGGCCGGGAGGAUGGUGUAUUUGAGAUUGCUGAAACUCGCGGAUGCCACGACUAUUAUGUGUGCCAAGAUGGCCGUGAAAGUGAAACAAAAUCCUGCGAAGACAAGUACUUUGAUGUAGCGACCCAGAAGUGCACUGAUACCGUCAAAACAUACGGGGCCUGCAGUGCUUAAUGUUAAAAAGAAAAUAUUUAGAAAAAAACAUUCAUUGAGUUAAUAAAAUAAAUAAAAUCUUUGAAA